Molecule: messenger RNA, 10503 nt
Organism: Sus scrofa (pig)
Lineage: Eukaryota; Metazoa; Chordata; Mammalia; Artiodactyla; Suidae
Gene: VEZT
Product: vezatin, adherens junctions transmembrane protein
Biological process (GO): cell-cell adhesion
Cellular component (GO): plasma membrane
Molecular function (GO): myosin binding
Source: RefSeq, a predicted model, not a curated record
AGGGAUCGAACCCGCAACCUCAUGGUUCCUAGUCAGAUUUGUUUCUGCCGUGACAUGAUGGGAAGUUCCCAUCCUUUAUUUUUAAAUCCACGUUGUAAUUUAUUUCACUGACAGUAUCUGGCCAACUGUAUCUUAUUGUUGGGAUUUUGCUUGAUAAAUCCAUAUCUCCAACAGCUCUAGCUGAUUUUCUGCUUUAGUAUAUAUUUUGUUGCCGUGUCCUUUUGGUUUUACUUUUCUAUACAGAAUCUCCCUGAUGAUAGGGAGUAAUGAAUCAUUUUGAGAGAAAGACUCCCUUUAUCUUUUAAUAGAACCACAAAUUCUGUCUCCACAGAAAUGUUUUAUUGUUAUUAUUUGGGAUAAGGAAAAAAGAAAAAGUUAGGUGUAAUUAAAUAAUAUCCAAACCUCAUUGUAAUGUUUAUUGCAUGCUUUUCUCACACCCAUCAUUUCGGCGAUGAGUUCAACCUGGCUCUCGUGUUUUUUUCCAAAGCAGCUGAAAGUGAUAGUUUUACUCUCUCAUCUUGCCUCUGCUCUGCACUCAGGAAAUGCCCAGUGUAUGCCAAGUGAUGAACCAGAUGCUGAAUAAUAUUAAGGAGUAGCAUCAAAGAUAGAACUCAGUCAGCCUUACUAUCUUCUCUUACCCUAGUUAAAACCAAGUCACUGUUGCUCUUUAUUUUUAAUCAGUUGAGCCUCUAAGCCAAGUUUUCUCCCUUUGCAUAUCUUCAUCUUUCUUUUGAUGGGUGUGAUUUGUUUUGGAGUAGAUACUGUUGUACUUAAGUACGUUUGUACUACUACAUAGGAAAAAAUGGAAAGUUAAUCUUUUUAAAGCUUUUUUUGUUUAUAACAUUUCAUGAAAGAUUAAUUGGAUAGGAUACGUUUCUGAUUGGAAUAUAGCAGAAGCCUACAGCCAGGAAAAUGUAUGACUAUGUCUUAUCUGCUGCUGGUUUAAAAACAAAACCAAAAAACCCUAAGUAUAUGUAAAUAUUAAGUAAUAGUCUAUAAUGGCAUUUUUAAAAUCCCGCUAUGCCUAUUACUACUUCCUUAGUUACGGAGAAUUACCGGGUAGCCCUGAAGAAAUUGUGUUGAGGCUUUUGCCAAGAGCUGCUUCUGGUAGGAAAAUGCUUAGUAAUGAUGAAGACACGCCCUCCAGUUCAGUGGCCAUUUUGUAGGUAGUUCUAGAGAAACAAGUGGGAUCCAUCAAAGGGAGACGUGCACGGCUCCAAAGAAUAGGGUCAAGAGGCAGUCUGUUUUUCCUCCAGGUCAACUGGAGAAAUUAGAACGAUGCUGUCUAAUUCUCCACUUUACCAGUACUUACAGGAUCUGGGACACACGGACUUUGAAAUAUGUUCUUCUCUGUCACCAAAACCAGAAAAAUGCACAGAGACAGAGGGACAACCAAAGCCUCCUGCAAGAGCGCUGCCAAAACAAGGCAUCCUGUUAAAAGUGGCUGAAAUCAUCAAAAGUUGGAUUUUAGCUCAGUGCAAUAAGAAUGAUGACUUACUUCACAAGUUGGUGGAGCCAUCCUCAUUCUUCAGUGGUACUAGAACUGUGGAUAUUGGAUUCCGACUCGACUCACUAAAUACCAUCCUGCAACAGGAAGUCCUGUUACAAGAGGAUGUGGAGCUGAUUGAGCUACUUGAUCCCAGUAUCCUGUCUGCAGGGCAAUCUCAACAACAGGAAAAUGGAUACCUUCCAACACUUGGCUCCCUGGCAACCCCUAAUAUUUGGGAUGUCUCAAUGCUAUUUGCCUUCAUUAGUUUGCUCAUUAUGCUUCCCACUUGGUGGAUUGUAUCUUCCUGGCUGGUAUGGGGAAUGAUUCUAUCUGUUUAUCUGAUCAUAAGAGCUUUGAGAUUAUGGAGGACAGCCAGACUACAGAUAACCUUAAAAAAAUACAUUGUCCAUUUGGAAGAUAUAACAACAAAUAGCCGAGCUUUUACUAACCUCGUAAGAAAAGCUUUACGUCUUAUUCAAGAAACUGAAGUCAUUUCUAGAGGAUUUACACUUUUGCUUGACAGGGUCAGUGCUGCUUGCCCAUUUAAUAAAGCUGGACAGCAUCCCAGUCAGCAUCUCAUCGGUCUUCGGAAAGCUGUCUACAGGACUGUAAGAGCCAACUUUCAAGCAGCAAGGCUAGCUACCCUAUAUAUGCUGAAAAACUACCCCCUGAACUCUGAGAGUGAUAAUGUAACCAACUACAUCUGUGUGGUGCCUUUUAAGGAGCUGGGCCUUGGACUUAGUGAAGAGCAGAUUUCAGAAGAGGAAGCACAUAACCUUACAGAUGGCUUCAGCUUGCCUGCAUUGAAGGUUUUGUUCCAACUGUGGGUGGCACAGAGUUCAGAGUUCUUCAGGAGGUUAUCCCUUUUACUUUCUACGACUAAUUCACCUCCUGGGCCCUUACUUACUCCAGCACUUUCGCCUCAUCGUAUCUUAUCUGAUGUGACGCAAGGUCUACCUCACGCUCAUUCUGCCUGCUUAGAAGAGCUUAAGCGCAGCUAUGAAUUCUAUCGGUACUUUGAAACUCAGCACCAGUCAGUGCCCCAGCGUUUGUCCAAAACUCAGCAGAAGUCAAGAGAACUGAAUAAUGUUCAUACAGCAGUACGCAGCUUACAGCUCCAUCUGAAAGCAUUACUGAAUGAGGUAAUAAUUCUUGAGGAUGAACUUGAAAAGCUUGUUUGUACUAAAGAAACACAAGAACUAGUGUCAGAAGCUUAUCAAAUCCUAGACCAGAAAUUUAAGUUGAUUCAGCCCCAUGUUCAAGCAAGCAACAAUUGCUGGGAAGAGGCCAUUUCUCAAGUGGACAAAUUGCUACGAAGAAAUACAGAUAAAAAAGGCAAAGCGGAAAUGGCAUGUGAAAACCCACGCUGUACUAUGGUACCCUUGAUGCAGCCCACUCUACAUAUUGCAGACAAAGAUCCAAUCCCUGAGGAGCAGGAGUUAGAAGCUUAUGUAGAUGAUAUAGAUAUGGACAGUGAUUUCGGAAAGGAUGAUUUUUAUUACUUGUCUCAAGAAGACAGAGAGAGACAGAAGCGUGAGCAUGAAGAAUCCAAGAGGGUACUCCAAGAACUAAAAUCUGUGCUGGGAUUUAAAGCAUCAGAGGCAGAAAGGCAGAAGUGGAAGCAACUUCUAUUUAGUGAUCAUGCUGUGUUGAAAUCCUUCUCUCCUGUAGACCCAGUGGAACCCAUAAGUAAUUCAGAAUCAUCAGUGGAUUCAGAUAUGGGGAAAGUUGGUAAAAAUGAUACUGAAGAGGAAAGUAGUAAACCCUCCACCACUGACAAUGAAAUAAGUAGUAGGACUGAGUAUUUAUGUGAAAACCCUCUAGAUGGUCAAAAUAAAGACAAUUCUGCAAAUGAAGUCUUCUUCCAAGGAGCUGAAGAAAGAGUGUGUUACCAGUGUGAGAGUGAAGAUGAGUCCCAGCAGGCAGAUGUAGGUGGCCUGGCCCCUUCCCAACCAACUCCCCGGGACUCAUCCCAGCCCUCCAUCAAGCAGAGGCUGGCACAGCUACAGCUGUCACCGGAUUUUACCUUCACUGCUGGCCUCGCUGCAGAAGUGGCUGCUAGAUCUCUCUCCUUUGCCACCAUGCAGGAACAGACUUUUGGUGAUGAGGAGGAAGAACAAAUAAUACAAGAAAAUAAAAAUGAGGUAGAAGAAAAGUAAGAGCCAAGAUUUACAUGAAGGAUUUUAAAUGGCUGGGGUUUUUUUGUUUGUUUGUUUGGUUUUUGUUUUUUUGGUUUUUUUUUUUUUUUUUUGGUGAAAGUAUUUUAACUUCAAGACUAGCUAUUCCACUGGAAAGGGAAAUGAGUGUAAGUUUACUGUAUUUUUAAAGCUAAGAUGUGAAUUUACAGGAAGAACCCUGGUUUGAACAACUGAUCUGAAAAUAGUAGUUACCUAUAAAUGGCAGAUUUUUAGGAAAAUAAGAGAAAGGUAAGGGCUCUUUUGAAUAAACUGCUGUUUUAUUUGCAGCAUACCUGAUUGAUCUUAGAAAUUCUUUAAGUAUCUUUAAUAACAAAUGAAUUUAUCAUUUCUUGCCAGAAUUUACUACCAUAAAAUGACUGGGAUAAUUCUGUUGCAAGAACAUCUACAUUUAGUAUGACUCAUUUUUACUGUAUUCUGGCAGUUAAUAACUGCAGCUAUUAUGUCAGUAACAAGUUGUUUGUAUUUUAUUUUUGUUUAUACCUGUCGUAAAACAAAAAUACACGUUCUGAAUAAAAAAAAUUGAAUUCAUGCAAUUGAUGCGUACUGGGGUUUGGAACUAAAAAGUAGUUUCAAAAGUACUUGGGUGUUAACAUGAUAACAUGUGUCUUAUGUUUCCUUGUUUGUAUGUGAAUUCAGUAGUUAAUUUUAAGAUUUCCUAAUGAUCUUUUUAAGAAAAAAUACUGUACCUUUUUAGGAACUACCCUUUCAAAUUUUUGUGUAUCUUUUUUUGUUCUUGCUGCAACUAAAAGAGAUGGCAUCAAAGUGGGAUCCCACUAGUCCAAGGCCUUAUCCCCAGCUUUGCAGAAAGUUGCUUUUAUCCCUUUGCCUAGAGAUAAAUGUUGCCAUUAACCAGCAGGUUACAAUGCUGCUGAUUUCCAGCCUGAGGCACUACCCUCUUCACUUUAAUAAGGUUCUGGAAACAGCCUAUCAACUUCCUGGAAGGCAUCCUUGUCUCCUUAACACUUUAUUUAUUUAUAAACUACCUCUUAAAAGGGGUUGCUUUCCAAAUUGUACAAUCUCAUCUGUUUUGUAUUGUGAUUACAUUUUCAAAGAGUGAUAUUUUCAGGAGUUAUGUUGGUUUUUAAUACCUAGAGUGCCUAUGUACUGACAUAGUUUAUAGAUAUUAUUUGAGGAAAAUGUAGGAAAAACUCAAUUUAUGCUUGCUAUUCUAGGAAGGAAAUUAAGAACCUAGUAUGCCUUGAGAGUUAAGAAACGUAUUUGAAUUCCUAUAAUUUAGCACUUCAAGUAAGUAAAUUUUCAUAAACCAAAGGGGAUUUUUUUUCCCAAUAAUCUAAGGAAAUUUAUUGUUGUCCUGAGGAAAAACUUGAUUUUGCUUUAUAAGAAUAGUAGCAAUACUUUAUACUAUAAGUAAUUCUGCCUGUUGCCAGAAAUUUUGAGACUUAACCAUAAUUAAGCUCUUGGGAGCUGUAAUAUCUUAGAGUGGGCCUAAUUUAUCACUUAGAAAUAGUUAGCUAAAUUUUAAGGAAAAAAUCCUGUGUUGUAACUAUUGUAUUCUUAAAUAAUAAUGCUUAGAGUUUAUUUCCAUUUUAAACUGCUUAGUUCGAAAUACUUUUUUCCUUGAAUUUAGAAGAAUUAUGGGAAAAUUUAGUAAUCUCUCUUAAUCUGUGACCUUACACAAGAAUUCGAGUUUAAUAAUUUUUAAUUCUUUUAUGCCAUUUUUAUUACACCAGUUGGGGAAAAUACCUUCAUAAUAUUAUAUCAGUUUUAAACAGUGCUCUUUAAGGUGAUGCUUUUUAAUUUUGAAAGACUAGUCUUCAUCAGGAAUUUCUAAUCUUCCAGUCUAAUGUUUUAUUUACUUGUUGUUAUUUAGUUCCAUGAAAAUUCUGCUUUUUGAAAUCAUGAUAAGGGUCUUGUAACUUUAAUUGAAUGUUCUUUUUUAUGUAGUUUUUAAAUUUCAUCAUCUUUUAAACUAUUUCUAAGAUAAAAUAUUGUCUUCCCUGUGAAAAUUCCUAAUUUUCUUAUAGAAUAGUCUAAAAGUCAGUGUUUUUCCUCCUUCUUAAUGGGGCCAUCUGCAUUAGAAUACAUUGGAGGUCUUAUUUUAAUUUUUAUUGUAUUUUUUGGUCUUUUUAGGGCUGCACCCGCAGCAUACGGAAGUUCCCAGGGUAGGUAUCACAUUGGAGCUGCAGCUGCUGGCCUGUGCCACAGUCCCCACAAUGCUAGAUCCAAGCUGUGCAACCCACAUCACAGCUCACAGCAACCCUGGAUCCAUAACCCACUGUGCAGGGCCAGGGAUUGAACCUGAGUCCUCAUGGAUGCUAGUCAGGUUCGUUACUGCUGAGCCACAACAGGAACUCCUGCUCAGUUAUUCUUAAUCAGUCAUUUGGGAAUGAGACCUAGGUGAUGCUUCUGCUUAGUAAAAUAGUAUGGUGAAAGAGUAUCCUCUGCUAAGAUUUUGUUCUUCUUUCUAUGAAUAUGUUAGGAAAUAAAACAAGUCAAUGUAGAUAUUCUUGUACUUUUAUGAGAAUAUUUUACUUUGUUGUAUGAGUUUCAGACAAAGUGACUAGUUUUAACGUAGAUGUAACUAGUUUUAAUAGAUGCCAUCCAAUGUCCAAAAGAAGCCCUCUGGGAAACAUAUUUUAUGGGGAAAACUUAGAAUCAUGCUCUCCAAAUUUAGCAAGAAUUCUUGUAAAGAGUAAUAUUCUGACAGCUUUUAAUAUAAAUAUAUCCAUAGUUUAUUUUAAACCUAGUACUUAACGUAAGAAUGCAUGAAAGAGGCACUAAGGUCACUCUUGAAGACAAGGUUUUUAUCCUUUGCCUAUUGUUAGGAAAGUCAUGGCAAUGAAUGAUCUGGUGACAGUUAUCAUAUCUUAAAUCCUUUUUUUCUUUCAGCUUUCACUAAAAUGCUACAUAUCUGGCCUGUCUAGGGCCAGACUCUUGAUAAUCUUUGAUUUGCAGUCUGCUGCUUAUUUUCACAAUUUGUCUGUAUUAUCUGACUUCAUAAAUUAAGUCCUCAUUAUUAUUAAUUGUACUUACAGCAUCUGAAUAAUUUUCAUUAGGAACAGAUGCAUUGACUCAGAUUUGAUUUCUGAAAUUAUUGGAGGCAAGUAAUCAAGAGAAACACAUUUAAGGCAAAUUACCAAGGAAAUUUAAGAAUAUGGGUUUUAACAGUUCAAUACAGAGAAACAGGCCUGAGUUUAAAUCCUAGAUCCAUCAUUUAAAAGCUAUGAGUGAAGUUCUUGCUGUGGCUCAAUGGGUUAAGAGCCUGACAUAGUGUCCAUGAGGAUGCAGGUUCAAUCCCUGGCCUCAUUCAGUGAAUUAAGGAUCCAGCAUUGCUGCAAGCUGCAACGUAGGUCAGAGAUGCAGCUGAGAUCUGGUGUUGCUGUGGCUGUGGUGUACGCUAGCAGCUGCAGCGCCGAUUCAACCCCUAGCCUGGAAACUUCCAUAUACUGCAGGUGCAGCCCUAAAAAAUCAUUUUUUAAGUAAUAUAAAAGCUGUGGGUGCAGCUAAUAUAAUAUUAUCAUGGGGAGUUUUCCCAGAAAAACUCAAAUUCUCUAAAUUGCCAAACGAUGUUUUUGUGAUUUCCGACUUCUCAGGGUAGUUAAAAAGGAAAUAAAACUUCUGAGGCCGGAAAACAGAUCUGGUUGUGUAAGUAAUCAGUUAGUAAAUAUGUUAGUAUAAUAGGUCAAAAAAUUAAAAACUUAGUUUUUCUGCAAAAUAAAUAGUAAUAUUCUGAUUCAUGCAAUAAAAAUGGUAAAGCUUUUAAUGUUAAAGCAUAAAAGGGAUCAAGUUCUGUUUCAUAACAUUAGAAGUCACUGGAGUGUUAAUCAGAAGUAACCCUAGAGCACAUCUCACUCUGAUGACUGACUUUUACUAAUAUACCAUUAGUAAUGUAAAAUAUGAAGUAUUUUGAUAAAUUAUUGGAAAUCAUGUGGGAAGAAAAGUUCAACUGAUCUGGUUUAAUCAUAGUAUACUGUUCCUAUAUCUAAACAAAACAAGAAUUAAAUACCUGGGAGGUCCCAUUGUGGCACAGUGGAAAUGAAUCCGACUAGUAACCAUGAGGAUGUGGGUUCAGUCCCUGGCCUUGCUCAGUGGGUUGGGGAGCCAGUGUUGCUGUGAGCUGUGGUGUAGAUUGCAGGUGCAGCUUGGAUCCUGCAUUGCUGUGGCUGUGGCCAGCAGCUGUAGCUCUGAUUCAGCCCCUAGCCUGAGAACGCCCAUGUGCCACAAGUGUGGCCCUAAAAAGCAAAAAAAAUAAAAUAAAAUAAAUACCGUAAGACGGUGGUAUAUAGCUCAGCUAACUUAUUAUUUGAACUAAAGUAGAUAUGCCAUGAGUAAAACCAGAGAAAGCUUGAAGAUUGAUUUGAAUCCUGUCUAUAAGAAUGUAUCUAUGCAGAUCACAUUUAGAGUUAGAAAAUGAAGCUUUGAAUAUUUUAGAAGAGAAAAUAUGGGGGGAAAUGAAUCAUAACAAUUCAUUCAUGUUAUCUUUUUUUUUUUUUUUUUCCUAUUUAGGGCCACACCCAAGGCAUAUGGAGUUUCCCAGGCGAGGGGUCUAAUCGGAGCUGUAGCUGCUGGCCUAUGCCACAGCCACAGCAAUGCCAGACCUGAGCCAUGUAUGCAACCUACACCACAGUUCAUGGCAACACUGGAUCCUUAACCCACUGAGCGAGGCCAGGGAUCGAACUUGCUUCCUCAUGGAUGCUAGUCAGAUUCAUUUCCACUGAGCCAUGAUGGGAACUCCCAUUCAUGUCAUCAUUGACAGGUAACUUAAUUGCAUAAGUUAAAUUUUCAAUUAACUGAGGCAAAUCCAUUUAAUCAUUAAUUUUUAAACAAUUUUAUAAGAAAUAGUCUAAGUAUUUCUACUUAUCCAUUUUUUCUUUGUCAUCUUCAAGAGCAUAACUUCCUGUCAUGGGUGAUAAAUAGAAAUCACCCUCAGGGGCUACUGAGAUAUAUAAUGCCCCUUUCUAUGUGACCUUGCAUUGCUGUGCUUUUUGAGUUAUGUCUGUUUUUCAUAGUUUCUCUAUUUUCCCUUAUAAUCAGCUGUCACUUUUUUGCUGCUGUCUUGUAUGCCUGCCUCCUGCAUUAGGCCCCUAAUUUGCUGCUUCUAAUCUGCUGUGGACUGAGAAACCAGACUGCCAAGCUUGCUAAACUGUGUCUGAAAUAAGAGUAAGUAGACUGAACAAAGGCUAAGGGGCUUUUCUGUCAGUAAAGUGCAUGGACUUUGUGGUACCUGUUUGGCUGCUUAACAUACUUUUUUUGGUUUGUUUAUUAGUUCUUUACUAAGAAUCUGCUAAAAAAUACUUGGUUGAAUGUGUUAUUGCCAUAUAUUUAAAGUAUUUCAUCAGUUUUUAUAUGGUGAUAUUUCUAGGACUCUCCAUUAAUGAAUUCAGCUAUACAAGAAAAUGUGACUGUCAUCUUUAUACAGAUCGUUGUGUGUAUUUUAGGGAAAUGUUGUAUAGUUUGUUCUUGCUAAAUAUUCUAGGAUAGUAUACAUACAUAAAACUUAAAGCACUGUAAAUAGAAUUCAACUCUGCUCACCAAAAUAUAUGUUCUAGAGCUAUUGGUUUGAGACUAAACAUGCAUGGCUUAUUUAGUAAGAACUGUCUAAAUAAAUAUUUGGAGGAAUGAGCCAUUCUAGGUAUCCCACUUUCCUAGAGAACUUAAGGAUCUGAUGUUGUCACUACUGUGGCUCAGGUUGCUGCCGUGGCGCAGGUUAGAUCCCUGGCCCUGGGGACUUCCACAUGAUGGACGUAGCCAAGAUGAUAGUAAUAAGUGUAUUAAAUCAGAUAGCUGUUCUCAAAAUAGAAGAGCUCUUAGUGUACAAAAUGAACCAUUUUGUUUCCAUAUAUUUACCUUCUAUAUAUUUCACUCCUCUAAUUUUUUGGCUCUGAUUAAAACCAGUCCACUUGAAUUAGCAUUUUCUAUAGGGCUUUCUAUUUGAAUUAAAUACCACAUGCUGCUAAUAAUUUCUUUGGCUGGGUUGUUUUUGUUAUGCUGGUUUUGUUUUUAGAGAACUGUAUCUUCAUUUCCAAAACAUGAAGUAGGUUGAGCCCUGGAAAAUAAGGAAAUUUUCAUUAUUAAUACCAUAGAGAACUGAGAAGUAAUAAGGUUUUUAGACUCCAGACAGACCAAAUAAUUUAUUCUUUGAUUAUGCAGAUUUUUAAGACAUUAUUUUCAUUCAAAAAUAUACGUUAAAAGUUUGCCAAAAGUUAGUGUUAGAUCUGAUGAUAUUGACAGAUAUUUGAAUGACUGAAGUCCCACUGUCAUUAUGUAUUUUGCAUGUUUAAAUUAUAAUAUGUUCAUCAAGUAUGAUGAUUUUUCUCAAGUGAAAAAUAAACAUUAAAUUCGCAUGUUAUGAUAUUUGCAAGUAAAAUUCAAAUCUGUCUAGGAAGGGGUAUUUGUCUGGGAUUAGCAUUGAACCAACUUAGUUUUACCAAGUUAGGCUGAUUCUGUUUUAGUAAUCAUAUGUUGAUUCAUCUUUCCAUAAUAUACAAGGUAAUCAGAAAAUCAGGCUGCUUAUUUUAUGGCCAUGCCUCAAAGUCAGCUUUCAGUUAUCCGUGUUACUGAAAGGGAAUUGUGAUACAACAUUUAUUAAAAAAUAGAUGAUCCAAACCAGUUUUUUGAGUUGAGACUGCCAUUACAGCAUAGUCCUGAAGCCAAACUUGAGUUGGUGGUAUAUGGAGAAAGAUUCUCUUCAAGAAUAGUUGUAAGAGGGAAGUGAGUCUACUUAGUGUAAUUGCUAUAAACCAAAAAGAGGAUGAAUUGAUAUAUUCAUAUACAAAAGUCUAAUGUGAAUAAGGAGUUGAUUUUAUGCAUAUACUAAAAUGUGUGAUAAAUUAAAAUAUAUACAGUAUGUUUUAA